UGAUCGAAAAAAAAAAGUUUCAUUCAUACAAGUCAAAAGUUGAGUUGAGAACUAGGGAGGAAGAUUGUGCUUGUAUCCGUUAUCCGGUGCCGCCGGGUGCGAAACCGGUGAAAAAUUUUUAAUAUGGGGAGAAUUUGCAAACGAUAAAAAUGGAAUACAAUUAACGAGGAUUAAUUAUUGUGUUGUGGCAGCAAUUUAAAUCAGUGUUUUUUAUUUGUGUGUGUGAAUAAUGCCUUUUCGUAAGUGGUCUGUGGAACCGGUGUUCCUUAGCAGAAAACCUCUACCACCGGAUAAAAAAAGGGAAUUAUGUGAUUUUGAUAGAACCGCAAAUUUGACAUUUGCAAGUGUUCUACGGCAGUUGGCUUCUGUUGCCAAAAUAGCGGAUAAAAUGUUUGUUGAAAUAGCUUGUGAAUGUCGUCUGCUGGGUGAAAGGACGGAAAAAUUGAAGGAAAAGUUAUCUACCUGUCAAAACGUUGUGGAUAAUUUAAAUGCUCGAGCUGUCAUAGUUCCUCAAUCUGACCUCAGCGAGACAGCGAAGAGACUUCGAACAGAGAAACCUUACGGGACCAAGUAUGAGCAGACGACGCAAUUAUUCCUCCCCUCCACUCGUCCCCCCUGCAUAGACAGCCUGUACCAAGAAGCGUGUACCAGUCCAGUGGCCGUCAUGUGUACCAUUGACCAGUACAGGACGGACGGACUUUCGGCCUCCGAACUCUUCAUGGUCACUCCCGUCUUGGGAGGGACAAGAAAGAAAAAACGGAAGCUUCUGGACAUCGAAACAAGAAAGCCUGCCAACUUUUCUCUUGUGAAAACAAAACAAGAUCGUAUACAGUCUGGUAGUGCUUCUCUUCCUCCUAUGGUGUCUCCAUCUAUGGGCUUCACUCUUAAACAAAAUGAAAACUUAGAAUUGGAGCGACUGCCAUCUCCUGAAGAACAAGCGAUGCUCGUUUCGCUUGAAUAUCCGUCCAUGGUAGUUCCUGUUGAUACAUCUGGAAAAACAUUCAACCGAAUGUCUUUGCUUAGAAGAUCCUUAAUUCAUGCUGAUUUCGUUAUCAAGCGGAAAAAGAGCAAAAAACGAUCGAAAAGACGUCACACAUUCUGCGAAGGUGACAAUCGUGAAAUCGAGAGAGCUUUGCGCAAUGUCACUAACACGUCUUGCCAGACCGAUGACUUGAUGGACAUUGGUUCGGACUCUUCCUCGGCCACCCUCAUACGACGUCCAUCUUUCUUGACCAAGAGGCGGUCUCGAUCUGUCCAGGACAACUCUAGGAGAAAGACAAAUGCCCUGGAUGAUUUGGAUCUGGACUCACUCAAGAAUUUGGAUUCCAAAGAUUCGGCGACAGAAGAUGAUAAAGAGAAAUCGCCCUGUAAGUCCAACCCGGCCACCCUCAAAAAAUCCAAGUCUUCCUCCCUUCGCUCCAGAGCUUACAAUUUCAAUCCUAUCUCCAGCCUCUCAGCUGCUAUAUCCAUAGCCGCUGUCAAGAUGAGGAAUUCCUCCAGGAAACAGGACGAUGGUCGAUCUUCCAGUGGAAACUGGAGUGCCAGCAGCAGCACUCGGGCAUCUGUGGAUUCGGACCACCAUCAAGCAGCCUCUCCAGUGGACGGCAUCAGUAGUCCCUCUCGAAAUUCGGUGGGCAAGGAUUCUGUACUGUCGGACACUACUCACCAGGAUCCGCACAAUAGAUCCAGAGAUGAUAUUUUGCCAAUACAGUCUUUGACUUGCUCACCAGUAAAGCCCAGAAAAUAUCUAGGUGGAUGGGAGGCACAAAAUGGAAGAAUUUCCAGCACACCAACCCCCGACCACACCUCCCAGUGUUCCUCAAGUACUCCAUUGGUGCGGUCUCCUUACGUAGGACGCCGUGGCAUCAACGACGACGGGGACUCAUCCGUCUACUCAGUAGACACGGAUGGUUACUACACAUCCAUGCACACGGACAGUGGGCUGUGGACCAGUGCAAUCCCCACUUUGAAAUCUGAAGACAUCAUCGCUGAAAUGGCGAGAUUUAGAGAACGCCAAGAAUCUCAAAGUUCUGUGAGCACAGUUGAUAACAGUAGCAUCAACAGCUUUCUGUCUAAAUCGGCCACGGAAUGUUCAUCGAACAGUGGUAGCUUAAAGAGAGAAUCAGUAGAAAAGCUGCCACUGCCGACUGCCGAUAAGGAACAAAAUUCUAAACUGUGCCCGAUGAAGUUGGAACAAGAUUUGGAAGACAGCGACAAGUCGUACUCGCCUCAGCCUCAGAACGGAUCUACAUCAGAGUCAGAUCAUGAAGUGGGGGACCGGAUUCGAGAAAAAACGGCCAUCAGCGCGAAUCGAUAUCCUUCCAUGUGUGCUGUGUCACCAGAAACGAGUGAUGAUGAGAAUUCAGAAAUGAAAACGAAAACGAUGAAUUCGAAAGUGAACGUCAUUGUGGCUGAAGUACAUCGGGAAGACAACCGUCAUGAUUAUUCCAAAGCUCCAAACCAAAAUAAGACAGAUUUCAAGACUGAAACGCCUCAUUUACCUCAAAAUAGUUCCUUUGCCCCCUCCUGGUCAUCUAACUCGUCUACAUCUAUAAAUAUGUAUAGAAGUGAAACUCCUGUUCCUUCAACUUUUUCUUCAACCAUAUGUCAGUCCACAGCAGUCAGUACUUCUACACCUCGUUCUGGCGUAAACAUCACGACUUUUUCACCAGAUUUUAAUGACUCUGUCAGUCCACAACCUAAACAUAAUCCUAAUGAUUUUGGAAAUAUUAGUAAACAAUCGCCCGUUAGGUUUAACAAUAGUGAAGAGCUGAUAGUUACCGAGCCCCCAACCUCUCCACUUGUCAAAAACAAAUCCCUGAUUCCGCUUAAGUAUGCUCAAAGGAUCACCGUGACCCCCAUUGCUCGGAAAGAUUAUACCCCGGCUGGUACCGGAGUAACAGGGAGACCAGCUCCUUUGCAAUAUUCAGGUAAAGAAUUACAUUCACCCAAAAUUGAAAAAACAUUUAGUAGAAACCAAACUAAAAGCGAUGGAGCAUCAACUUAUGUUUCUUUUAAAGCUCCUGACUCUCCAGCAUCAUCUGUUAUCAGCGUUGUAUCUUCUAAUUCUGAUAAGCCAUUAGUAUCUAGCCCAACAAAUUCCCUUCAACGUCCCGUAGCCAGGGUAACUUUAGAUCCCACUGGAAAAGUCGUUUAUUCUUCCAAUUCUCUUGAAAGACCUGUCAGUAAUAGAGUCAGCCAAACAAGUGAGGCUUCACCCAGAGUUUAUGCAACCAUGCCAAAACAACAAAGUAAUAACCAUAUCAAUAAACCAAAAGAAAUUUCAAGUGUUGAUGGAAACGGGCAGGCUGCUUCAAUAAAUAAAGUUGAAAGUUCUGUUCCCUAUCAUCAAGAUAAUAAUCCAACUUCAAGCUUCUCUUCUUUCAAAUCCAAUAAUUCGAAAGAUUUUACUUUCAGGCCUUCUAGAGGUGGAAGAUUUUGCCGGUCAUACUUCCCUUCGCACCUCAUUUCAGCUAAUUCUUCCAGAGGAGGAGGACAUCAACAAGCUUCAAACAGAGCACCAUAUUCGCCAGCUGCGUCAACUUUGCAAGAAAACAAUUCUUCUCAUACAUUACAAAAGCCCCUUGAUGGCUCUACUGCACAAAAUCAUCCUAGGUUGUGUCCAGAACUAUCUAAUCACUCAGCUUCGAGGCCUACUUCUUUUAAUCACGCCAGUUCAGUGCCAAACACUCAGAGGUCUGUCAUGAAUAACCCAAACCAACACAAUACAACGACUAAUUCAGGUAUAUGGCCAAACAGGAACUAUUUCUCUCCAAUCAACAAUAGAGAACCCAGCCUACAGAAGCAGUCUCCCACAGAAUCUUACGCCUCAACUCAUAUUACGCCCUAUUCACCAAAUCGCACUUCACUUAGCCCUCCAGAUUUAAUACCAUCUGGUGAAUCUCCACCAUCAACAUUAGACAUUACUUCACCUGCCAUGAGUAAGAGACUGAUUCCUGAACCCAAAUCGCCUCUGACUUUGACUCCUCCAACAAAGGAGAACCUAAAGUCUUUAUCUGCCAAUGAACUUUUCGCAAUUAUCCAUAAUUCCAAAAAGAAACUUAAUAUAAAGACUGAUUCAGAUAAAUCUAUGUCCCCCAUGUCUUCGAGAUCUGUGUCGCCAGCCUUGAGCCAAAGUUCUCUCUCCAGGUUGCAGCCUGUAGAGACAGGAAUUCUCUCAAGGCGAACUGACGUCAACUCUCCGAACGUGUGCAAUAGCAUGUCUUCCCCUGCAACUAAAAGACUGAAUGCUCUAGAGAAACCGGCAACCAAACCAACCAGUAUGCGGGACUUUAAAAUGCUGCUCUUGCAAGCUAGAACAGGGAGCACGAAUGGCAAUUCCCGGCCAUCUGCAGCCGAAUUGCUUAAGGUAUCACCGCCAAAAAACUCGCCAGGAUUAUCGAAUAUCAGCUAUAAAUCACCCACGCCUUCACCUUUAAAAACGCCAAGCAACUCAUUUAUUUCUUCUAAUCCUAAUUACUCUCCGGGACAUGGAACUGUGCCUACAAAAAGGAUUAUGAGGACUAGGUCGCCUUAUUUAUCUCGUUAUGAUUCGGCAUAUCCACCGAUUAUCGAAGAUUGUUCAGAAGAAACUGAGUCCUAUGAUGUUGUGAGUGAGUGCCUUAAUUCAAGUCCAAAGUACUAUUCUACAAGCAGUCAUGAUACUAUUACUAAACCCUCACCUGCAAAAGCUACUAGUACAUGGGUUUAGUAAUGAUGUAAAUAUAUUUUUAGAGAUAGAUUCUAUGAAUUGUAUUAAUUUAUUAGUUUGUUUUCAUACUAACAUAGUUUUUUUUUAAUUUUUUUUUCUGUGAAUCUUAUGGUUGUCUUGGGAAAAUUUUGCAAUAAUUUGUUGUGGGAAUAUGAGCUAGAUAUUUUUGCGGUGAUUCAUUUGCUUUUCGGUACUAUUUUCAUUGCAAAAAUGAUAGUUCAUUAGCCUAUGGGUAAAUUCACCAUUUAUGAUUCUCGUAUUUGCAGACUUUAAAAUCAUAGAAUACAGUUAAAAAAUUUCAGCAAUUCUGAUAAUUUUUGUGAAAAUAAGUAAAUUAGUCUAAUUGGUGUCAUAAGCACUUACUCCAAUAUUUAGCAAGUUUCAUUAGCUUAAAAAAACUUAAUAAACUAGAAACUGGGUGUUACGGACGCAACACAAUAUGUUACGUCUAUAACAGCAUAUUUUUAAUUUUUUUUAAAAAAUUUUAUAUAUAAAAGUAUUUGGAGUGAGUAUAAAUUAUACCAAGACUUACUUUCGCAAAAAUUAUUAGAACACUCUCGGAAAUAAAACGCUCACUUUUGACAAUUCAGUAAUCCUUGAGCUGUAUUUCGUUAAUUUUGAGAAUCAUUUCGUCACGAAAUCACGUGAUUUGUGACGAAACGAGGAUUCUUAAAUAUACUACGCAAAUGUUUUCUGAACUCGGAACUUCAUCGCCUUGGGUAAUUGUUAACUAGACGAUCGAAACUAGAAUGACGAAAUAUUUCUUUUCUUUUGACGAAAUUCGUUCCCUCUAAGAAGUGACGUUUGUUAUUUCGUCACUUUGACGAAAUAUUCGCUCGGAGCAUGUACCAGGAAACGGUUUUGUCGAAAAACGGAGAAAGUUUCGUGAAAUUUGGGUAUCCAUUUUUUACAGCGAACAGCACGAAUUUUAUAAUUGUGCUAUAAAACUUUAAAAGUGAAAAUACGACAUUCGUAAAUGGUGGAAUUGCUCUGAUGUUGUGAGUUUUUUUUCUUUCUUUUCUCCUCAGAUGACGUUAUUGGAUUCAUUUUUUGCUUUUCAUAAUUUUCACUUAAACCAUUAACUAAGCUAUAGUAAGUACAGUAGAACCUCGCUAAUCCGAACUAAUUGGGAUCUUUGCCUUAAAGUUUUUAAUUUCACAGUCGUUUGGCAAAUUUGUACAAAAUAUUUUUUUUGUCAAGCACAGAUGAAAUAACAUAUAUCUAUUUUAGAAAUCUUUCAGAUUGAUUGUACCAUUCAAAGAUUUUUAACUGCAUAACAAAUCAAAAUAGACUGAUUUUAUAUGAUGUUAUAAUCUUUAAAAACGAAGACUGGUUAUUUCGAUAACUCAAAACAUAGUCACGAACUAUUUUUUAUAGAAAAUGUUUACACUAGUUUGAAUGUCUAAUAAACGAAAGCUUUUUGCCCAACUCAAUGCCUUAAAACAAUUGUUAAAUGAAUUUUUGUAUUUAAUUAUUAUGUCAUUGGAUUGGCCUUAAGGUAUUUUAAACAAAGUUAUAUACAUGUUUGAUGAGUAAUUCAUACUUUUAGAAUUACAAAAAAAUCAGACUGAACCAUGCUUGCCAACUUUUGCUAUUAACGAGACUGAUUUUAUAAAGUGGUAGUGAACGGGAAUUGAAUUAAAGAAUUUAAAAACAAACAAACAAGGUCUUAGACAGAUCACUCAACAACUACAUAUAAGACUUUUAUGUAUGUGCUGUUUUUCGAAAGCUCCAUCAUCAUAUGAAAUUAUGCAUUUUUUUGCAAAUAAUAUGCUACUUUUAUAACUGCUGUGAGUUUGCAACUGUUAGGUCGAGUUUAGUCUAUCUAAAGCCAGCGAUGUCUAUGCUCAUCGGGAAAAUGGCGCAAAACGUCAAUAUGGAGAAAAAAAAUUUAUUCAAAAACUUACUACAAUGGUGCAUUAUCUGCCAAAUUGGCGAUUUUUAAAAAUGUUUAAUAACUUUUAUAAUAGUUAAGUUAUUUGUCUGUACUAAAGCACAUAUAAUUCUUCACGGCAAGAUUAUAUAUAUACAUAAUUUAAAAUCAUCGCAUUGUUUCAAGCGUAAGGCACUAAAACUAUGGCGUUUUUAUUUUCCUUGGCGACAAAGCUUCGAAAAACAGCGCUAAAAAAGACGGCCUGAAUACGUCAAAACCUGUUUGACUGCUGUAGAAAAGGGCAUAAAGUUAAAGCAGUAAAAUCAGGCAAUAAAACUGGUUUUGAUUUUUUUUUUUAUCUUGAGCUUAGAACUCAACAGAUUUCAAUAACUUUCUGUGCUUCCCUCCUCUAAAUACUAAUUUGUGACAUCUAACUUCUUUACUUUUUUUACUUCAUUUUUGAAAGAAGAAUCUAAAUAUAUAUGUUAAGAGCGGUCGUUGCAAGAUACCCUGUAAAUCGAAAAACUUGUCAGAAAACAUAUUAAGGAAAUUAUAGCUAAAUAAACCUUGUAUAAUUUUGCAAUGUAAUAUUUUUAAAAACAGUAUUUAGAACUUGAUUAUUGUGUUGAAGGUUUUGAAUGCAUUUACAUUCCUUAUUUAUUUUGUGCUUAAUAAAUAUUAUUAAAAAAAUUAA
This is a messenger RNA of Parasteatoda tepidariorum (common house spider), 7278 nucleotides long. RefSeq lists its product as uncharacterized. The record is from RefSeq and is a predicted model, not a curated record. NCBI's taxonomy places the organism in Eukaryota, Metazoa, Arthropoda, Arachnida, Araneae, Theridiidae. Gene Ontology annotation, biological process: cell differentiation.